CUAGUACACCAGAUUAAAUUGUUUAAUUAGUUGGGGAAUAAAAGAUAAAUACAAUAAAUAAAUGUUCCUUAGGAAUUGGAUAACCUUGAUCUAACCUUUUUUUCAUGCAAAUGAUCUUUCUAGGAAAAAUGUUCAAUAUGUUUUGUCAGUAUUCAUAAAAGAUGUCUUCCUGGGAAACCGGAGUGUCUUUUUUGCAAAGGUAGUACAUUUUGGAUUAAAUGACCCUUGUGACUACAUUGUAAAAUAAUCCUUCUAACAACUGCAAAGUUUAGGGUUAGUUCACCCAAAAAUGAAAAUUCGGUCAUUAAUUUCUCACUCUCAAGUCGUUCCACACCCGUAAGACCUUCGUCAUCCUCAGUAUUGGGCUGAUUUUCAAAACACUGCUUCAUGAAGCUUUUAAGCUUUACAAAUCUUUUGUUUCAAAUCAGACGUUCGGAUCACUGAAGUCAGAUGAUUUCAGUAACCGAGGCUUCGUUACAGCACAAGUGUUUUGAAAUGUCAAUGGUUCACGUGACUUUGGCAGUUUGAUAUGCGCUCUGAACCACUGAUUCAAAACAAAAGAUUCAUAGAGCUUCAAAGCUUCACGAACCAGUGUUUUGAAAUCACCCAUCACUAGAUAUAGUUGAAUAAAGUCAUUUCGUUUUUUGUUGCACAUAAAGUGUUCUCAUCACUUCAUAACAUUAAAGUUUAACCACUGUAGCCACAUGGACUGUUUUAAACGUGUUUUUAUUAGCUUUCUGGGCAUCUGAUAGUGUUGAUUAUCUUGCUGUCAAGAGAGGCCUCACUGAGCCAUCAGAUUUGAUCAAAAAUAUCUUAAUUUGUGUUCCGAAGAUGAACAAAGGUCUUACGGGAGUGGAUCUAUUUAAUGACAUAUUUUUUUCAGGGCAAACUAACCCUAUAUGGCACUUUACAUUUUUAGAGGCUGUAUAAACUAUUAUUAAAAUUGACUAACAGAUAGUCUGUUCUCUAUUCAUUUAAUAUUAUUUCUAAAUACAUCAAUUAUGUUAGAAGACAGCUCAGGAGAAAGCGAGAAUGAACCUGAGGGACAAGAUAGAUCAGGAGAAAGAGAGGACGAACCUGAGGGACAAGACAGAUCAGGAGAAAGCGAGAAUGAACCUGAGGGAGAAGACAGCUCAGGAGAUAGAGAGGAUGAACCUGAGGGACAAGAUAGAUCAGGAGAAAGAGAGGAUGAACCUGAGGGACAAGAUAGAUCAGGAGAAAGAGAGGAUGAACCUGAGGGAGAAGACAGCUCAGGAAGAAGCAAACAAAAUGAAGGAAUUCAGGAAGAAAGCAGCUCGGGACUUAACCAAGUUGAAGGGGGAUUCCUGGUGGAAAGUGUUUUAAAAGUUUCAGACUCUCAUCAAGCAAAAAGAUACCUGGUCACAUUGGAUGAACUACAGAGGAGGUGCUCUCCUCCAGAGAGUUACUCAGCAAACACUGUUGUGUCUUAUCUACGGAAGGCCAAAGGACAAAAAACGAAAAUCACAGAGAAGUUGGCAGAGUUGGAGGUGAACCCCUCGAAGCGCACAAAGUUCACUUCACAGUGCUCCAAACUUUGUGAAGAUGAAUGCAAGGAUCUGGCUGGGGACAUAAUGUUCCUUGCCGCAAAAUUCAUCCCCCAGAAAAGGGUGGGUGAAGCCUUGCUUAAAGAAGGGAAUGUCCAUGCAGCUAUGGUCAAAACCGAAGACUGCAGGAAGACUUUGAAAGAUUUAAAGGCUGCUCUAGAGAACAAUUGGGACACAUUUGACCUGGCAACACAUGGUCUUGGUCCUGCCGUAAUAAAUGGCACUUUUUCAUUGAUAGAUGCGUGUCUUAAGGAAAAGAUGAGAGCACUGAAAAAAAAAGACUCCACAGAUGAGUAAGGUUCCCCCACUUUUUUUUUACUUGUAUUGUUUAAAACUUGUUUCUCGAUGUUCAGCUGUACAAAAA
Molecule: messenger RNA, 1929 nt
Organism: Carassius auratus (goldfish)
Lineage: Eukaryota; Metazoa; Chordata; Actinopteri; Cypriniformes; Cyprinidae
Exons: 5
Coding region: 1002-1862 (286 amino acids)
Biological process (GO): regulation of transcription by RNA polymerase II; regulation of cell population proliferation; anatomical structure development
Cellular component (GO): nucleus
Molecular function (GO): RNA polymerase II transcription regulatory region sequence-specific DNA binding; DNA-binding transcription factor activity, RNA polymerase II-specific
Source: RefSeq, a predicted model, not a curated record